This is a messenger RNA of Mesitornis unicolor (brown roatelo), 492 nucleotides long. RefSeq names its product interleukin 15 (gene IL15). Gene Ontology annotation, cellular component: extracellular region. Gene Ontology annotation, molecular function: cytokine receptor binding; cytokine activity. The annotation marks the transcript as partial. The transcript is spliced from 5 exons. Gene Ontology annotation, biological process: neutrophil activation; positive regulation of T cell proliferation; positive regulation of immune response. Lineage: Eukaryota; Metazoa; Chordata; Aves; Mesitornithiformes; Mesitornithidae. The record is from RefSeq and is a predicted model, not a curated record.
AAAACACACUUGAAAAGUAUUUGUCUGCAGUAUCAGCUGUAUCUUCUUCUGAACAGCCAUUUCUUUUGCCUUUUAAGGAAUGAGAAGGGACUAUUCACCAUCUUCCUAUGUGCUUAUGUACCAAAGACAGCAGCAGGUCACUGCAAGUGGGCAGAAGUUCUGAAAGAUUUGGAGCAGAUCAAGACAUCCAAAGACAUUGAUGUCAGUUUAUAUACUGCAAACACAGAUGAGGAUAAAGAAUGCCAAAUACCUGUAAUGAGAUGCUUUUUCUUAGAGAUGAAAGUGGUUGUUCACGAAUGUCGUAUCAAAAAUUGUAGUAAAACACAAGAUGUAUUGAACAUAUGGAAAAACGGAAAAGCAAGCUUAGAAAAUAGUAAGUUGAACUCCACAACGUCAGUGAAAUGCAAAGAAUGUGAAGAGUAUGAAGAAAAAGAUUUUACAGAAUUUAUACAAAGUUUUGUAAAGGUUAUACAGAGGGAAUGUAAGCACUGA